CGUGCGCAGCGCUGGGUCGGUCCCAGCUCCGGCGUCUGCAGCUCACGCUCCUCCUCCCGCUCCCCACCCCCAGCCCGCCGCGGCCCGGUAUCAACGUGUGGUCCCGCCCUGGGAGCCGUGCGUGCCUCGUGCUCCCGGGACGCUGGUGGGAUUCCCGGCGCUAGCCAUGGAGAUGGAGCAAGUGAACGCGCUGUGCGAGGAGCUGGUGAAAGCAGUGACGGUCAUGAUGGACCCCAGCUCCACCCAGCGCUACCGGCUGGAAGCCCUCAAGUUUUGUGAAGAGUUUAAAGAAAAGUGCCCUAUCUGUGUCCCAUGUGGCUUGAGGUUGGCUGAGAAAACACAAAUUGCCAUCGUCAGACAUUUUGGUCUUCAGAUCCUGGAACAUGUUGUCAAGUUUCGGUGGAAUAAUAUGUCUCGAUUGGAGAAGGUCUAUCUGAAGAACAGUGUCAUGGAGCUGAUUGCAAAUGGAACACUUAACAUUUUGGAAGAGGAGAACCACAUUAAAGAUGUUCUGUCUCGAAUUGUAGUAGAAAUGAUCAAACGAGAAUGGCCACAGCACUGGCCUGACAUGCUGAUGGAGUUGGACACUCUCUCUAGGCAAGGGGAGACACAAAGAGAAUUAGUGAUGUUCAUUCUUUUACGAGAGCUCCAGAAAACUGAUGCUUCUCAGGAGUCAGAGGCUCAAGCAAACUGUCGAGUAAGCAUCGCAGCACUGAAUACCCUAGCAGGCUACAUCGACUGGGUGUCUGUGAAUCACAUUACUGCUGAAAACUGUAAACUCCUGGAGAUCCUGUGCCUGCUUCUGAAUGAACAGGAACUGCAGCUGGGAGCAGCUGAGUGUCUUCUCAUUGCAGUCAGCAGAAAAGGCAAGCUGGAAGACCGGAAGCCUUUGAUGAUCUUAUUUGGAGAUGUUGCUAUGCACUAUAUUCUCUCUGCUGCACAGACUGCUGAUGGGGGAGGCUUGGUGGAAAAACACUACCUCUUCUUGAAGAGACUUUGUCAGGUGUUAUGUGCACUGGGCAAUCAACUAUGUGCACUGUUGGGUUUAGAUUCUAACAUACAAACACCAGAAAACUUUGGGAAGUACCUGGAAUCUUUUCUUGCUUUCACAACCCACCCAAGUCAGUUUCUACGGUCUUCAACCCAAAUGACCUGGGGAGCUCUGUUUAGGCAUGAGAUCCUAUCUCGUGAUCCAUUGCUGUUAGCAAUAAUUCCAAAAUAUCUCCGUGCUUCUAUGACCAACUUAGUCAAGAUGGGCUUUCCUUCUAAGACAGACAGCCCUAGCUGUGAGUAUUCUCGAUUUGACUUCGAUAGUGACGAGGACUUCAAUGCUUUCUUCAAUUCCUCCCGAGCCCAGCAAGGAGAGGUGAUGAGACUGGUUUGUCGUUUGGAUCCCAAGACUAGCUUCCAGAUGGCUGCAGAGUGGCUGAAGUAUCAGCUCUCAGCUUCCAUUGAUACUGGACCUGUGAACUCCUGUCCUACAGCUGGAACUGGAGAGGGAGGCUUCUGCUCCAUCUUCUCAUCUUCAUUUGUGCAGUGGGAAGCCAUGACCUUUUUUUUGGAAAGUGUGAUCAACCAGAUGUUUCGAACACUAGAGAAAGAAGAAGUUCCUGUUAAUGAUGGCAUUGAGCUGUUGCAGAUGGUCCUGAACUUUGAGAUGAAGGAUCCCCUCAUCCUGUCCUGUGUCCUCACUAAUGUCUCAGCUCUCUUUCCUUUCGUUACUUACAAACCUGAGUUCCUGCCCCAGGUCUUCUCUAAGCUGUUUUCAUCUGUUACUUUUGAAACUGUUGAAGAAAGUAAGGCCCCCAGAACCCGGGCAGUGAGGAAUGUGAGGAGGCAUGCUUGUUCCUCCAUCAUCAAGAUGUGUCGGGACUACCCUGAGCUCGUCCUGCCCAAUUUUGACAUGCUCUAUAGCCAUGUGAAACAACUCCUCUCCAAUGAACUACUCCUGACCCAAAUGGAGAAAUGUGCCCUAAUGGAAGCCUUGGUUCUCAUUAGCAACCAGUUUAAGAAUUAUGAGCGACAGAAGUUGUUCCUAGAGGAGCUGAUGGCACCAGUAGUCAGCAUCUGGCUGUCUGAAGAAAUGUGCAGAGUGCUGUCAGAUGUUGACGCCUUCAUUUCCUAUGUGGGUGCAGAUCUGAAAAGCUGCGACCCAGCUGUGGAGGAUCCGUGUGGCUUGAACCGUGCCCGAAUGAGCUUUUGUGUGUAUAGCAUUCUGGGCGUGAUGAAACGGACUUGCUGGCCUUCUGAUCUAGAAGAGGCCAAAGCUGGAGGAUUUGUGGUGGGCUAUACUCCCAGUGGAAAUCCGAUCUUCCGUAACCCCUGCACAGAGCAGAUUCUGAAACUUCUAGACAAUUUGCUUGCCCUUGUAAGAACCCACAAUACUUUAUACACACCAGAAAUGCUAGCUAAAAUGACAGAGCCUUUCACCAAGGCCCUGGAUAUGCUUGAAUCCGAAAAAACUGCUAUAUUAGGAUUACCUCAGCCUCUCUUGGAACUUAACGACCAUCCUGUCUAUAAGACAAUCUUGGAGAGAAUGCAGCGUUUCUUCAGCACGCUCUAUGAAAACUGUUUCCAUAUCCUAGGGAAGGCAGGCCCUUCCAUGCAGCAAGACUUCUACACGGUGGAGGACCUUGCUACCCAGCUCCUUGGUUCAGCCUUCGUCAACUUGAACAAUAUUCCUGACUUCCGACUCAGAUCUGUGCUUCGUGUCUUUGUGAAACCUCUUGUGCUCUUCUGUCCCCCAGAGCACUAUGAAGCCCUGGUCUCCCCUAUCCUUGGACCUCUUUUCACCUACCUCCACAUGAGGCUUUCCCAGAAGUGGCAAGUCAUCACCCAGAGGAGCCAGCUGUGUGGAGAAGAUGAGAUUGUAGAGGACAAUCCAGAGUCUCAAGAGAUGCUGGAGGAACAACUGGUGAGGAUGUUAACCCGAGAAGUCAUGGACCUAAUCACGGCUUGCUGUGUAUCAAAGAAGACUGCUGACCACAAUACCACUCCAGCUGCAGAUGGAGAUGAUGAAGAGAUGAUGGCCACAGAGGUAACCCCUUCAUCUGUAGCAGAACUCACAGACCUAGGCAAAUGUCUGAUGAAGCAUGAGGAUGUUUGCACUGCACUGUUAAUUACAGCCUUUAAUUCUCUGACCUGGAAGGAUACCCUGUCUUGCCAGAGGACAACCACACAGCUCUGCUGGCCUCUCCUCAAACAAGUGAUGACUGGGACCCUGCUCGCAGAUGCUGUCACAUGGCUUUUCACCAGUGUGCUGAAAGGUUUACAAAUGCACGGGCAGCACGAUGGGUGCAUGGCUUCCCUGGUUCACCUGGCCUUCCAGAUAUAUGAGGCACUGCGCCCCAGGUACCUGGAGAUAAGAGCUGUGAUGGAGCAAAUCCCUGAAAUACAGAAAGACUCUCUGGACCAGUUUGAUUGCAAGCUCUUAAACCCCCCCUUGCAGAGAGCUCCUGAUAAGCGACGGAAGGACCACUUCAAACGACUCAUUGCUGGCUGCAUUGGGAAACCCUUGGGAGAGCAGUUCCGAAAAGAAGUUCACAUUAAGAAUCUUCCCUCACUUUUCAAAAAAGCAAAGCCAAUGCUGGAGACAGAAGUGCUGGACAGUGAAGGGGGUGGACUGGCCACCAUCUUUGAACCCUGAAUCAAGCUGUUGGGCACCCUUCUUCAGCCUUUGUUGUCAUCUCUUCUCCCCCUCCAUAGCUAAUCUCUAGGCCCUUCUUGCACUGCCACCUCACUUUCCACCAUGGUCAGCCUGGAGACAGAUCCAGGUCAAGCUGGAGAAGAGUGGGCCCUAUAUAGGGCCCUCAGGUAAUUCUACUAAAGUAUUGAGAAAAGGGAGUUAGGGCUCACACCAUUCCACAGAGAUGCCCCAAGUAGCUCGCAUUCUACUUGGAGGUCCGGCUUUUCCAAGAAAAG
Nannospalax galili (Upper Galilee mountains blind mole rat) is the source of this 3921-nucleotide messenger RNA. RefSeq names its product exportin 5 (gene Xpo5). Gene Ontology annotation, molecular function: nuclear export signal receptor activity; small GTPase binding; RNA binding. Gene Ontology annotation, biological process: RNA export from nucleus; protein export from nucleus. The transcript is spliced from 32 exons. Gene Ontology annotation, cellular component: nucleus; cytoplasm; RNA nuclear export complex. The record is from RefSeq and is a predicted model, not a curated record. The coding region runs from base 167 to 3646 and encodes 1159 amino acids. Lineage: Eukaryota; Metazoa; Chordata; Mammalia; Rodentia; Spalacidae.